This is a messenger RNA of Rana temporaria (common frog), 3928 nucleotides long. Its product is annotated as LIM domain-binding protein 3-like. Gene Ontology annotation, molecular function: actin binding; muscle alpha-actinin binding. Lineage: Eukaryota; Metazoa; Chordata; Amphibia; Anura; Ranidae. The record is from RefSeq and is a predicted model, not a curated record. The annotation marks the transcript as partial. Gene Ontology annotation, biological process: actin cytoskeleton organization; muscle structure development; heart development. Gene Ontology annotation, cellular component: adherens junction; stress fiber; filamentous actin. The transcript is spliced from 12 exons.
AAGAAUAUAAAACAAACUGGCAUAUAUAAAUGGUCAUACUGCAGGUCAGAUGCAAAACCCACAGAAUGUGCUGGGCCUCCAAAAACCUCUCCUGAUUUUUCCCACACAAAUGUACAAGAUAGACCAACCGUAGAUCCUCGUUCUUCAAAUAUUCCACACGACAGAAAGGCUUUGUAUGACCAUCCUUUGGAGAGUCUGCCAAAAUGUGCACCCUUUCCACCCGCAACUAUAAGGACCUUAAAUGUCAGUAGUCAAGUAGCUACAAUAUCUAAAACUGCAUCAGUUUACAUGAGGUCUGCUACAAUAGUGCCUGGUACCAUGCUGGAGAAUACCGUUCUGGAGAAUAAAAAGGGUGCAAACGAUGGUCUUAAGGGAAAAUGCAGCAUUGCUACUCAGACAUUUGAAGUUCUGUCUCCAUCAGAGGUUGCCUCUCCAUCAGUUACAGAGCAGUCUGUUAUUAUGGCUUCUGCCACUUCACAAACAUUCAGGCAUGUGAGUACAGGCACAUCUGCAGAACAGUCUCCUGUCAUUCAAGAAUCAUCCUUGUAUACACAAUCUUCUUUGACUCAGGCAAGUGUACAUGUAAAGAAAAACAUAAUAGAAAAUCCUCUGGACAGACUACCAAAAGCUGCCCCCUACCCUCCCCCAGUUCAUGUUACUGUUCCAGUUCAAAAUUCCAGGAGCAAAUCCAGUGCAGUGGCUGCCGUGACUGCCAUUGUGGGUGCACAGGCCAGACUGUCUGGCCCCUUUGUCUAUCGCUCUCUCUUGGAUGCUCUUCUUAUAGAACCUAUCAUUAAACCACCUUUUCCCAAUUCAAAGCCAGCAAGAAGGUCCACUGGUGUGCUUACCAGUGAACAAUCUGUGAGUGAUCCACUGGAAACUAUACCAGUUGCUGCCUAUUCUGCUGAGCCAUCAAAGAAUAUGUCAAGUACAUACAAGUCUGGACCAGCUGUAUACAAACCCAGUGGCCCUGCAAGCAAUGCCAAGCCAGCAGGCUGGCAAUCAGCACCUUCUACUGGACGGAUCACAAAUCAGCCUUCUACGAGAACACCUGCAUCAGAUAAUAAACCAUUUGCACCGCCUAUGGAUGAUCAAGAUACAUUGUUUCAGAGGGCAGAGCAUAUUCCUGCUGGGACACGCACCCCAAUGUGUGCCAACUGCAAUCUAGUCAUUAGGGGACCAUUUUUGUUGGCUUUGGGGAAAUCGUGGCAUCCAGAAGAAUUCAACUGUGCUCACUGUAAGAAAAAUAUGGCGGAGAUGGGCUUUGUCCAGGAGAAAGGUGCUCUCUAUUGUGAAACUUGUUAUGAGAAGUUCUUUGCACCAGAUUGUGCCCGUUGCCAAAGGAAGAUUCUUGGCGAAGUUAUCAAUGCGCUGAAGCAAACUUGGCACGUCUCUUGCUUUGUUUGUGUGGCCUGCCAUACUCCUAUUCGAAAUAGCGUUUUUCAUUUGGAAGAUGGGGAUCCCUACUGUGAGAGAGAUUAUUAUUCCCACUUUGGUACAAUGUGUCAUGGAUGUGAGUUUCCUAUUGAAGCUGGAGACCGAUUUCUGGAGGCACUGGGAAACACCUGGCACAACACCUGCUUUGUGUGUUCUGUAUGCUGUGAAAGCUUGGAGGGACAAGCCUUUUUUGCAAAGAAAGAUAAACCACUAUGCAAGAAGCAUGCUCAUGCUGUGAAUUUCUGAAGUUUUUUUCAAUCCAAUCUUUUCACUGAAGAUAAAUGUUCCAUGAUAUGUUAAUAUUAACACAAUUGUCAUAAUUUUAUUCACGGUAUUUUAUAACCUAUUAAAAAGAACAGGAAUUAGUAUUCUAAACAAUUGAGUGGGGUUUCAAAAUCUUAGCUUAAUGUAAUAAAAUCCUUAUUAAUCCUUAUUCUAUAGUAUCUGUGCACAUUGGCAAACUUCAGCCAUCAGGAAAAAAUACCUACAUCCAGUCAGGAAGGAAGUGGUGAUAUUACUGCAUCCAGACAGACGUUUUAAGAAUUAACCUUUACCUCAACAGUCUGAGUUUUCACAGCUGCUAUCUAGGCAUUGCUAGAACUGUGACAUGAGAGAAGCACCACUGCAGAGCCUCUUUGCACAGAUACUGUUAGAUGGGAUAGCAAAUAAAUAAAAUUCUUAUUUUACAUUUCUACAUAUGUGAACAUUUGUCUAUUUAUCUUCUCUAUCUAUCUUUAUUUUACUGAGAGUCUGUUUUGGCGUCAUAAAAAUAACAGCAUUUUUAGAAGAGGGAAUAUUUUUUUUUUUAUUAUGAGCAGUGUUGAUUCAUGCCAUUUCCUUGCAUGUUCGUAAUUCUGCUGGAACCAAAAAACAUGAAAUAUCAGCCAAUUUUGCCAAAAAAUAUUUGAUUUUGGAAAUGAUUCAGAUAAUUUAGUUAAUGUUGACACAGAGAGUUGGGAUUUUUCUAUACACUUGUAAAUGUGGAUAUUACAUUUUAAGAAGCCUGCAUCUAAGUUAAUAACCAAAUGGCAUAAUUACAGUACACAGAAAACUUGGGUUAUUUUAUAACUAUGCAGAUUUUUAUUACUUUGCAGGGGUAAAAUUCCUAUGAUAUUUAUUUUUUAAAAUAGUUUUGUAUAAAGCAAGAACAUUUAAUCUGUAGCAUGCAAACAGAUGAUGUUAAUAUAAUUUUUUAGAAAGGCUAUGUAUUGUAAGAAUCACUAAAUGGAAACAAUAGUGAAAUUCAUGAACACUUUUGUUCAUGACCCUUAGUAUGUGUCAUUCUUCUGCCACUAUUACAACAGUGUAAUAUUAUAUUACUCACUGGCUAAAGAAAGUAGAGUGGACCUAAAAAAACAAACUGAGCUUAUAAAAGUUACCAGGUCACAGUUUUGCUCAUGAUCAAUCGUCAAGGAGCAAUAAUGUUCAUGCUUUUACAAUACUGGCAGCCCAGUGAUUUUAGAGGUCACAUGUACAAUGACUGUAGAGAAUUCUGCAGUUUUAUUCAAAUUGAACUAAACCAUUCAAAGUUUAAUUCCGCUAAAGAAUAUAACCAAAUAUACCAACACUUCUGGCAAAGGCCAUAUGCACUAGUUUGCUAGUCUUGUUCUCUUUUAAAAUCUCAGGCCGAAAAUCCGUUGUGCAGUCAGAAAACAAUGGAGAAACUGGCACAAAUAAGCCUUUAGUGUUGAUUUGUUAAAGGAGUAAAGGAUAAUCACUUAGCACAAUAAAACGUUUUACACUUCAGUCGUCCAAUUAUGUACUAAGUAAAGUUUUAUUUCGGAAAAAAAACAUCAAUUUGUUAGGCAACCUUUCGUUACUUCAUUUAAUCAACCACAUUGAGUAGGUCAUUGAACAGCGGAGGAUAUAUUUGUAUGUAAUAAUGUGCAUUGUGUUUUAUAAAUUUUAGAGUAUGCCAAAAAAUAUGUACCAACCAAAAAAAUGUUAUGGCUAAACCUUUUAUACAGCUUGGCAAAAGCUAGAACCUUAAAGUGUUAACAUUGGAAAUAUGUGUAUGGAAAACAAAUUACAAAAACAGCAGCUUGCAAAGAAAUCGCAGGCUCCACAUGAUGGAAAGCUUACAUAUGAAAUAAUCAAACUGGUCAUGUUGCAUGAUUUUGUUAUAUGUAUACUUGAUGCUGGUAUUGGUCUCCCAGCUGAUAUUGUGACAUGUAUAUAGAAAGUCAAAGAUAAAAUGUGCAUAAUCAUAAUUAACGCAACAAAGUGUGGGUAGUCUCAAAUAAUUGCUACAUGGGUCUGCACUAUACUUUAUAUAUGUUUGUACUUGCAGUUCUGUCAUUUUGAGGAAAUGUAUUCUUGUAUCUUGUGUUUUAGAACAUUCCUAGUCUAUUUGUUUCCUAAAUGUACUUCAUAGGGAAUGUGUUUGAAGGGCUCAGCCUGCAUUACAUGCUGCACCUGCUUGUGUCUCUAGUGGUGUUUUCAUGCUUGGUGCAAUGUUUUAAGGGAAUAUUAAAUUGUGGUACAUAAUUUA